AUGUCCAACAAUGUGGCCGAUGAUGUUGAUGAUGAUGAGCCUGACGAGUGGGACAAAAGAAUUAUGGAUACAGGCUGCCACCAAGAAAAUUUGAACUUACAACUAUGUCAUGCCGAUACUGGUGAUUGGAGAAAAUGUUUGAAAGAAAUGCAAGCAUUCAGAGCCUGUUGGGAAAAGAACAAGAACAAUCAGAGAACAUCAACUGUCGAUAAUCCAGAAGUGAAGUGA
This is a messenger RNA of Lodderomyces parapsilosis, 228 nucleotides long. RefSeq lists its product as uncharacterized. Gene Ontology annotation, cellular component: mitochondrial intermembrane space. Lineage: Eukaryota; Fungi; Ascomycota; Pichiomycetes; Serinales; Debaryomycetaceae. The transcript has a single exon. Gene Ontology annotation, biological process: mitochondrial respiratory chain complex IV assembly. Bases 1 to 228 code for a protein of 75 amino acids. The record is from RefSeq and is a predicted model, not a curated record.